CACCAGCUAGAGUCGUUCCGGCGUUCUCGCAGUUCAAGUUCAGCAGGCGGCAAGCGAGCAGCAAGUCUUCAAAUAGUCCCGAAGAUAGAAAAUAGUUGUGUUCUUGGCUUGAGAUUCAUUAUCGUUUCGGUCCUCGGAUAGUUCGAAAGUGAUUCACAUCCGAUAUUACUGAAAAUCUUGCCCUCGGCGGAGGUAAGAGGGAAAGUGACGGAAGUGCGCGAUAGUGAAUCUAUAAAAUCUGCGACGCAAUACGCUUCUUCAAGCUUCUCAAGCCGAUUAUUAACUAUCUAUAAAUUUUCGUUCUUUGUCAUUCUGUUAAAUCGAUAAACCACACUAUCACUCUCUUGGCCAAAUAGUUUUAUAAGAGGAAAUCUCUUCUUUCCCCCCCUCCAAACCGUCGUCGACAAAACCCGCUCCUGAUGGCACCGUUGGUACGCAGUUCUAGCACAAUGUCGCUUGUUCCUGUCCAGUACCGCAGCUGGUGGGAUGAUUGGGAUUUGCCGCUGUACACCCGGGUGUUGGAAAAGUCCAUCACCCAGGAGGUUCUGGCGGAUGAUCCGUUUUUCUGGCGACAUCCGCCGUUGCCACCGCUGCGUUGGUCCAGCAUGUGGCGUCCGUGGAAGUACUUCAGUCUACGGGACAUCGGUUCCCGGGUGGACUCGGAUAGGGAGAAAUUCACAAUCGAAGUGGACGUUCAUCAGUUCGCUCCGCACGAGGUGACGGUGCGGAAAACGGACAAAUACAUCACCAUCGAGGGCAAGCACGAGGAAAAGCGAGACGAGCUGGGUUACGUGUCGAGACAAUUCUCCCGGCGCUAUCUCAUUCCGAUUGGCUACGAUGCAAACCUGAUUGUGUCCUCGCUCUCUUCGGAUGGAGUGCUCACCGUCACUGCCCCCAGGAUUGGCCUACCCGCACCGAAGGUGGAGAAAUAUGUCCCAAUCUGGCACACCGGAAAACCUGCCAUUGAAGACAAGAAAGUUUUGGUUCGAGUCCGUAUACCGUAAUUGGCACCUGCAAACAUGCUCGACGCUCACCCUGGAAUGCAACAGGCACACACACCCAUCACACGUGAUAGUAGCACAUAAAUCCGCUUGAAUACAAAUAGUUUCAGUAGAUUGGGUUCGAGAGCCAUUUGGUGAUACACAGUGCACCAUCAAAGAGGAACAUUUAAUGUUAGUUGGGUAUAUAACCCAAAUACGUCAAAAUUUAAGUAACAAUUCAACAGCAACGCUAAUGUGAUUCAUGUAAUAUGUAAUAAACCUUUCGUUAACAGUUUGAGUGAAACAAAAUAAAUGACACGUUGAACGGAAAUACCAA
Toxorhynchites rutilus septentrionalis is the source of this 1317-nucleotide messenger RNA. RefSeq names its product protein lethal(2)essential for life-like. Gene Ontology annotation, molecular function: protein folding chaperone. The record is from RefSeq and is a predicted model, not a curated record. The transcript is spliced from 3 exons. NCBI's taxonomy places the organism in Eukaryota, Metazoa, Arthropoda, Insecta, Diptera, Culicidae. Gene Ontology annotation, biological process: response to heat; protein refolding. The coding region runs from base 420 to 1004 and encodes 194 amino acids.